Molecule: messenger RNA, 3126 nt
Organism: Dichomitus squalens LYAD-421 SS1
Lineage: Eukaryota; Fungi; Basidiomycota; Agaricomycetes; Polyporales; Polyporaceae
Exons: 16
Coding region: 307-2754 (815 amino acids)
Biological process (GO): regulation of DNA-templated transcription; DNA-templated transcription
Cellular component (GO): nucleus
Molecular function (GO): transcription cis-regulatory region binding; DNA-binding transcription factor activity, RNA polymerase II-specific; zinc ion binding
Source: RefSeq, a predicted model, not a curated record
GCGGCACCACGAGCGCACUCGAUUUCCGGCCCGUAUGUGGACGGUGGUUACGCUCCUCAGAUUAAGGCAGAGGCUAAUCAUAUUCCACCGCUCGACGCCCUCUACAGCACGGAGCACGGUUACAUUCAGGAUCUGUCCCACUUCCCCAUCGACUCGUACGCUCAACCAAUACAAGAUAACGGCAACGGUCAUGCUGGCAACAUCAACGGAGGAGGCGUUGGCCCAGAUCGGAACCGACCCCGCGCCGCCCGUCAAGCUUCGGCUACGAAGCGUACUGGUGCUUGCGCCCGUUGUCGUCGGCUCAAGAUGAAAUGCACGUUCACGAACCCUCAGGAUGACGAGGUCUGCUCGCGGUGUACUGCGGGUGGAUACGAGUGCGUCUUCCCUGGACGCAAGCCGCGCGCACCUGGGAUGCGCAUGGUCCUGAGGCAACAAAUCCGCGAGAAAGACGCGAUGAUCGACAACCUACUGUCACGCGUCAAUCCCGGGCCCACGAUGGCUACCCCGCUUACGCUGGUCCCCGCGCGCCUCCCUCUCAGUUCGAGGGAGCGUGCUGAGUAUCGCGACAUACUCACCUACCUGGAGCGUUCCGCUCAGCAAGCGGGCCAGCGGGUCCUCGGCGACGCCCGCGCUAGAUUCGACAUAUCCGCGCUCGAGGAUAUUCCAGGAUCGGAUGAAGACACAGAGUCGGAGGAGGACAUCGUAGCUAACGCGACCGCAGCACAGGAGGGCAAGGAUGGUUCUGUGAGCCCGAAGCGUGCGGGCUCUGUCGAGCACAUGCAACCCGUUGACACCGUAUUGGAACUCAUGGCCCCGACUGGGAUGAUGGCUGCCGCCGCCCUGCAAACCAGCCGCGCAGCGACUAACGCGAAGCCGGACACGGCUAGCGACAGCUCCGGAGACUCUCAUCGCUCUAAGGGUGUUGCUGGGGAUGAGUAUUUCCUUCCGGGUCCCCAAGCCAACCUUCAGCUGCGCCGCCUCAUCGUCGAGCGUCAAGCCGCUCCGGACAUUUUACUCUCCGGACUGGUGACACCUGAAGACGUCACGGCCCUGUUUGAGAUCCACUUCAAGUGGAUUAACCCAAUUAUACCAAUCUUGGAUGAGAACAUCCACAGCCCCGCGUCUGUCCUUGCGCGAUGCCCCUUCCUUUUCACCGUCAUCUGCACCGUUGCGUCUCGCUACUAUAAAGAGAAGCCACAAAUCUACGGCAUGGCCAUCCACUUCGCGAAGGCCGCCGCAGCCAACGCUGUCAUCGACGGAUGGAAGACGGUGGAACUGUGUCAGGCAUUUGCUCUGUGGAGCGUGUACAACCCGCCUGCGCGGCGAUGGGAGGAAGAUCGCGCCUGGUGCUAUACCGGGAUCGCCUUCCGACUGGCGACAGAACUGAAUUUGAGCCGCAUCCCAGACAAAUUCGCGGACGAACGGCAGGAGCGGGAGAGUCACAACCGGACCCGCAUGUGGCUGAUGUGCUUCAUCAUGGACCGCUGUCUGAGCAUCCAGUCGGGCAAGGCUUGGAUGGUACAGGAGGACGCAACCAUCCGGGAUACGGCAUCGUGGCUGCACAACUUCAAGUACCACAACCAGUGCGACGGCUACCUGGCGAGCCUAACGGAGCUGCUGAUUAUAAUGUCGCGCUUCGUCGGCACGGUCAAUCCCGCUUUCGGGACGAGCUCCGUUGAGUCCCUGGACGACAUCGACUUCGCGGCGUUAUACAAGGCAUACGAUGAUGAGCUCCUCGCCUGGAAGGCCGUCUGCGACGAGCGACAUGCAGGCGAAAAGACGUCCAAGGAUCCUGCAAUUGUGAUGCAGAUCACGCUAAUCACCUGCGUGUACUACUAUUGCCGCCUCGUGAUUUGCUGUUGCGGCAUGCAGCUGAUGUCUAGACGCAAGACAAUGAAGCCCAAUGAGCUGUUCGCUGGGUGUGUGCAGGCGGCGACUAGUCUGGUGAAGCUCAUGGUAGAGGACUUUGUCCCGAGUGGGUUCGUGCCCUACUUUCCCGAGCUCGUGUACGUCCACUCGGCGUUCGCAUCUGUCGUCCUUCUCAAGUGUCUGCGCCCGGAGUAUAACGCCUACCUGGACAUUCAGCAGGAGGAGCGCAUCAUCGGGCUCGUCCAACGCCUCUUCGACGUCUGGACGUCGGACAAGCUCUCCGUCGACGAGCGCCACAACACGCAACUAUACGCCCAUUUCCUGAAGCAGCUCAUGGAGCCUCACCUCGCCCGCCUUGCCGAGAGGAAGCGUGCGGCGUAUGGCUCCGGUCCUGCUUCCUCUACGGAAGCGACUUCGCCUCGCACCUCGGCAUCCGCGCCGACUCCUGCGGCCAGCGACGUCAGCAGCAGCCACACGGCGUUCAAGACGGAGCACCCGCCUGUGUCGCCCACUGCAGGGUCCGGCUCGUCUGGCUCGGCGGCGAACAGCCCUGAGAUCCCACACCAUGAUCCCACUGCGACGUUCAACCUUGGAGAUCUGUACGCGACCGACGUGGACAUCUCUAAGGCUGCUGCGCAGCUCGCCUCCGGGUCAACGGGCGUGGUACCGGAGGGCAUGGCCAACCUCUCCUGGGAACAGCUCAUGUCCAUGGGGUCCUCAAUGGGCGGCCUUCCCGACGCUCUUGGCGGGGCGAUGGGCGGAAUGAUGAAUGGGACGACGCCUAUGGGCGCGACCGACUGGAACGGGAUGGCGAGCGAUGACUGCCUGGCGGCGAUGAUGGGGCUCGCGGAUAGUGCGUGGUUCAUGACCCCGCAGUCCUCGUGAACCCUCCGGUCUCUAUCAUCCUUCGGGGAGGCCCAUGCCUCUUCUCGCUUCCGUGUCCCAACUCGUCCCCGCUUUGUGCCUCAUUCUGCUUGCCAUCAUUCGUGCCCGCGAAUCUCGCUGUUCCUCGUGGUCGGGCACGCGCGAUCGUUGGGGGAACUCGCUUGGUCUGCUCGGAACUGCCAGGUCGUGUUCUGCUGCUUCGCGUUCGGACUUCUGUUUUCGCUCUUGCCUGCUAUCCGCUUUCGGCUCUCUCCUUCCUACUCGGCUCCCUACCCCCGUCGUCACGUCCCACUUCCAUCCCCUAUCCACUUCCGAGCCCUUCCAUCCGUCGUAUCUCGUCUGAAUAUGCCCGUCGCCCCCUGCUUUCGUAAC